This is a messenger RNA of Rattus rattus (black rat), 9035 nucleotides long. It is a transcript of the gene Gramd1b, whose product is annotated as GRAM domain containing 1B. Lineage: Eukaryota; Metazoa; Chordata; Mammalia; Rodentia; Muridae. Gene Ontology annotation, biological process: intracellular sterol transport. Gene Ontology annotation, molecular function: sterol transfer activity; sterol binding. Gene Ontology annotation, cellular component: endoplasmic reticulum-plasma membrane contact site; endoplasmic reticulum membrane; plasma membrane. The transcript has 18 exons. The record is from RefSeq and is a predicted model, not a curated record. The coding region runs from base 2117 to 4225 and encodes 702 amino acids.
UGUAUAUGCCAAUAGGAAGAUAAAGAAUACAUUUAUGUACUAAAUAAUUUUUACACAACAUAUGAAAUACUAAGUGCUAGAAAAGAUUAAAGGGUGGAUCAUUCCCAGUGAAGGCGGCAUCCGACAGAGUAGGGUCUACCUUAGGAUGGAUGAGAGAAGGCAGGUAUCCUUCAGGAUGGGAAGGGGAGAGUGUUAGAAGACAUCUUGAUCAAGGAUUCUUUCCCCUCUAUUUAUCCUCACAAUGGCUGUCAUGUUCUUCUUAAUUGGUGUCUCUGGGUCUGAGACCCAAGAAUGUGUAUUCUGCGUGUUCACUGGGGUUAUUUUAAAACAUGCCAAGGUUUAAGCACAGGAAGUUCCCAAAGCUUAUAAGACAAAGAACCAUUACCCAUGAUGCACCAGCUCAAGGCCUUCCUGCUAGGGUAGGCCACCUGGUGUAGCGUAGGCUGUCUGGGUAUUGCAAGGGAGCUGCCUCAGUCAUUGCAAAGGUCUCGGAGUCUGUGCUUUCCUGGUUCCAAUGCUGUCUACCCUUUCUCUACUUCUCUGUUUAGACCAGUGAUUCUCAACCUUCCUAAUGCUGCAACCAUAAAAUUAUUUUUUGUUGCUACCUCGUAACUAUAAUUUCGCUACUGUUGAGAUCUGUACUAUAAAUAUCUGGUAUGUAGACUAUCUGAUAGGUGACCGUUAUGAAAGGGUUGGCACAAAAGGGUUCACGACCCACAGGUUGAGCACCACUAGCCAAGCACCCUUUCUGCUUAGAUGUCAUUUCGGUUGUCUCUUUCUUUUACUUGUCUCUUUCCAUCUAACCAGGGUCCAGAAGGUCUGCUCUUGCUAUUUUGCCCUCAAGGUCUGAGUAGCUGCCGGCCAAUGCUUGGCUUUGAUCCUAUGCCUCCUUAUAUGGAAGGUAGGGUACAGUUCUUGAGAAACUCACAUCAGGCAGACCUCAUCUUCUCCAGACUAUCUGUCUGUCCAACUUCUCUGUGACCAGCUCAUUGGAAGUUCCCAUGUUUGCUGCUGGUUGCAUCAGAGAAGUUGCCGAAUGGAUGUGUUCCUUAGAAGGGGAGCUGUCCCUUAAGAAAUCUCUAGUCUAUUCAGUCUCAAAUUUCAUAUUUCACCAGAGCUGGGAUGCCCUUGGCACCUCCCCUUCCCUUCCUCCACCGAGAGCCCUGGCCAGCAACGUUCCAUUGCAGGAAACAUCUGCUGGUGAGGCCAAGCUAGGCCCGAGGUUACUGCAGGACAUUGGCCAGGGCCAUCACCCAGAUCCUGUAACUUGAAGCAUGUGUGGGGCUCUGGCCUUGCCCGCCCACCAGCCCUGCCUCCCUCCCUCAGGCCCCAGUGACUCUUAACAAAGAAGUCAUUUGCUGGCCAGCUGAAAGGGGCACGGUCUGGAGGAAAAAGGGGUGUGUGCAGGGCUGGGGUGAGAGCAGGCCCUGUGUUGUAGCUAAGUGGUGGCCCUUUUUGCCUGGGUGAGAUGUGAGUCACAGCGAUCCUGGCCUGGCCCCGGGGGGAUAGAAGCAUACUCACUGAACAGGCCAAUCUGUGAGGCAGAGCUGGACUAAGGAUCAGGACCACCAUGGGCCUCUCUGGAGCUUCUGAACCACUUGUGAGUCACUGAGUGUGAGUAGCCAGUGUGGAAUCGAGGCCUCCGGAGCCAGCUGUGGGUCAUCCUGCUCUGCAAAGUUUGCCUGAUCACGUGGGGCUGCACUUCCGCAACUCACAGCUUAUGUUGUGUACCUGCUGUAUCUGUGUCGUCUGGCCUUACCUGGACUCUUGAGUGACUGCACCAACCAGGGAGUAUUGCCUGACCACACCCCCUCGGGGCUGCCCCAAGACUGAAGACAAGGGAAGCAUGAAGCAGAGUCCAACUGUGGGAGACUGGACAGCCAGCCCUCUCUGAGAACCAUGCUUGUUGUUAUCUUUUCACUCAUGAGAGCUUGAACUGGGAGUACGGCUCUGAGAGCAGAAAGGAUAUCAACUGGGGUGGUGUAGACCCUCUGUGUAGAAGGCAAGAGAGUACUUCGUAUCCAGUCCAGGCAAGACUCACUGUUUUUAUUCUGAGGGAACCUGAGACUCAGCCUAAGGACCCAAGGUCCCUUGCCUGGGACAUUUGUUGGGAGUGAUGGAAUCUCUGACAGAAUCUGGGGUCCUCUGGAGCCUCCUGCUGGAACUGGACAGCCAGUCUCUGCUGUGGUACUUGAAGAGGCUCGCUGAUGCACCUGUUGGUCCUGAACACCUCUGCUGGCCUGGAUCUGAGAAAAUCCCAGCCGUGCUAAGCCCCACUUACAAGCAGAGAAAUGAAGACUUCAGAAAGCUCUUCAAGCAACUCCCAGACACGGAGCGCCUCAUUGUUGAUUACUCUUGUGCACUCCAAAGAGACAUUCUUCUUCAGGGCCGACUCUACCUCUCAGAAAAUUGGAUCUGCUUCUACAGCAACAUCUUCCGCUGGGAAACUCUGCUGACAGUUCGUUUGAAAGAUAUCUGCUCCAUGACUAAAGAGAAAACAGCUCGCCUCAUUCCCAAUGCCAUCCAAGUCUGCACUGAUUCAGAAAAGCACUUUUUUACUUCAUUUGGAGCCCGGGAUAGGACGUAUAUGAUGAUGUUCCGGCUCUGGCAGAAUGCUCUCCUCGAAAAGCCCCUAUGCCCCAAGGAGCUCUGGCACUUUGUCCACCAGUGCUACGGGAACGAGUUGGGUCUAACCAGUGAUGAUGAGGACUACGUGCCUCCAGACGAUGACUUCAACACGAUGGGCUACUGCGAGGAGAUCCCCAUAGAAGAGAAUGAAGUGAAUGACAGCUCAUCCAAAAGCAGCAUAGAGACCAAGCCGGAUGCCAGCCCACAGCUGCCCAAGAAGUCUAUCACCAACAGCACACUGACAUCUACGGGAAGCAGUGAAGCCCCCGUCUCGUUUGAUGGCUUGCCGUUGGAGGAAGAGGUGAUGGAGGGUGACGGGUCCCUAGAGAAGGAACUUGCCAUUGACAACAUCAUAGGGGAGAAGAUCGAGAUCAUGGCGCCUGUGACCUCCCCUUCACUAGACUUCAAUGACAAUGAGGAUAUCCCCACCGAGCUCAGUGAUUCUUCAGAUACCCACGAUGAAGGAGAGGUCCAGGCCUUCUAUGAGGACCUAAGUGGAAGACAGUAUGUGAACGAAGUCUUCAACUUCAGCGUGGACAAACUCUAUGACCUGCUGUUCACCACCUCACCCUUUCUGCGGGACUUCAUGGAGCAGCGGCGCUUCUCUGAUAUCAUCUUCCACCCAUGGAAAAAGGAGGAGAAUGGAAACCAGAGUCGAGUGAUUCUCUACACUAUCACCCUUACUAAUCCUCUGGCUCCCAAAACGGCCACUGUCAGGGAGACACAGACCAUGUACAAAGCAAGUCAGGAGAGCGAGUGCUAUGUGAUAGACGCCGAAGUCCUCACCCACGAUGUGCCAUAUCACGACUACUUCUACACCAUCAAUCGCUACACACUCACCAGAGUGGCCCGGAACAAGAGCAGACUCAGGGUCUCCACAGAGCUCCGCUAUCGAAAACAGCCCUGGGGGUUUGUGAAAACUUUCAUCGAGAAGAACUUCUGGAGUGGACUGGAGGACUACUUCCGCCAUUUAGAGACUGAGCUAACCAAAACCGAGAGUACCUACUUGGCUGAGAUACACAGACAGUCGCCCAAGGAGAAGACCAAUAAGUCUUCAGCAGUCCGGAGGAGGAAGCGUCCCCAUGCCCACCUGCGGGUACCUCACCUGGAAGAGGUGAUGAGUCCUGUCACCACCCCCACAGAUGAAGAUGUGGGCCACAGGAUCAAGCACGUGGCAGGUUCCACGCAGACACGGCAUAUCCCGGAGGACACUCCUGAUGGUUUUCAUCUGCAAAGCGUGUCCAAGCUGCUGCUGGUUAUCAGCUGUGUGAUCUGUUUCAGUCUGGUGCUGCUGGUCAUCCUUAACAUGAUGCUCUUUUACAAGCUGUGGAUGCUGGAAUACACCACACAGACGCUCACUGCCUGGCAGGGUCUCAGACUCCAGGAAAGGUUACCCCAGUCUCAGACAGAAUGGGCCCAGCUAUUAGAAUCCCAACAAAAGUACCACGACACCGAGCUCCAGAGGUGGAGGGAAAUCAUCAAAUCCUCAGUGAUGCUCCUUGACCAGAUGAAGGACUCUCUUAUCAACCUUCAGAAUGGUAUCCGGUCCCGAGACUACACAGCUGAGAGCGACGAGAAGAGGAACCGCUAUCACUGACAAGGCAGGACCAGGGGUGGCUACAAGAGGCCUGUGCAAUACAUGUACAUAGACCCUAUAAAUAUAUAUAAAUAUAUAUAUAUACAGAAUAUAAAUAUAUAUUAUAUACAGAUUUUAAAAACAAGAGAUAAUGCCUAUGUACCAGGGAGAAGGAGCGGGAACUCCCGCCCCCUGUGCCGGCCAGAGCAGCGUUUCCCCCUCCACUGUGGAGGGACCGAGGAGGGCAGGGACCACCUCUCAGCACCAACCUCCCCUGAUCCUCCUCCUCCCAUUUUUUGUUCCUCAUUCCUUCCCUUGCUGGCCAUUCUUGGCCCUUCGAAGGGAAAUGUGGCUGAGCCAAAGUUUAUGCCUGUGAAGACCUUCGUUGUCUUCAAUGUCGUUUCAAGAGGGCAUUGCUUAAGGUGCUUCAUUUCCUAACCCCCUUUUAAUUUGUCUCUAGGAUAAAAGAGAACCUGUUGUCCACCCCCCAUUCUCGUUACUCCCCCCUCCCCCCAACCCAGCGCUUCCCCAGGCCUUCCCUUGGGAAAGGAAGAAUGGAGCAGGCAGGAGCCCCAUUCAAAGUCCCCCAGGAGGCCAUCGGUUAGGACCACACUGAAAGCCAGGUGGUGAGGACUGUGACAGAGGCUGCAUUUGUGGGCCUGGGCUGUGGGGCUGCAGGCUCCUGAGCUCUGGCAUCUGAAGGGAAUUCUUCCUCAACCACCCCCACCUCCACACCUUCUUCUGACCUGAGUAGGUUGUGGACCCCACAAGGGCUGGGAAUUUCCUAAGUCUCCCACUCCCUUUCUCUCUGGUCUUCUCCCAGGCUGGAUCUGGGGGAAGGGUCACUUUUUAGUGCCUAAAAUCCUAUUGUUUCCGUGUGCCCUAAGAGCACAUUGUUUCUUAGCCAGGGUGGAGCCUUUUUGACCUUGUUUCAAAAACAAAACAACAACCUCUCUUAUUGAAAGCAAGUCAGGUCUGUGGCUCUAAUUUUUUCUCUUUGAUCUGUGAGUUUGAUGUCCAGGAUAAGUCAGGGUAUCCUAGUCCCUCGGGGCUUUGGGAGACAGAGAACAAUCUAGAAACAUGGAUUGCAGGGCUUACCCAGAAUCCUGUGUGAGUAGUGAGCAUAGUAGCCAAGCCACUUUCGAGGGCUAACAGCGUCAUGAACUCUUCUUGGUAAGGAGCCAGCGUUAGCAAUAGAGGCAACUCUGUGCCACUGUGCAUGGGAAAACAUAUGCGCCACUAGAGGGAGGGUUUGGCAUGGAUGCCACCUCAGUUCUAAGUUUCUCAGGUUUGGUAGUGAGUUUCUGAAGAUAUGUGUAUAAAUCUCUUUUAGUCUUUGACCUUAGUGAGAUAGAAAGCCACCAAGGAAUAAAAGGCAGAUGUACAUUGGAAACUUGAACCAUCCAGGGCCUUCUUAAUGUUAGCCCAUCAGGACUCAGGUUUUAUAUGAUCUCAAGAGGUCCUUCUGGGCAGACCCAUCAUCCUCCCUUACAAGUCUCUACUACUCUUCCAUAUGAUGGCUCAAGGAAUCCUGCCAGACCUUGGCAGAGCUCUUGGAGAUCCAUGGUAGUAAACAUUGCUGCCAGGUUGGCACGAAAACUCCGUUAAGCUUGCUGCUUCUCCCAGGCUUCUGAAGGCCAGGGAAGAAGGAGACCUGGAUUUCCCAGAGCAUCAGUACAAAAGAAGAGAAGCAAGGUGCCAGUGAUUAGCUCCACCAGAGAAGAAGUUACUUUCUCCUCUUAGAAUUGUCCGAACAUUCCAUUUUUGGCAGUGAAAGAAAGGCAUCGAUUUUGCAGUGCCCCGGAGAGGUGUUGGUAUUUCUUGAAGAGCAAAGCCAAAAAUAAAAAAAAUAAAAUAAAAAUAAAUAAAGGCUGUACCUCCAGAUCAUCUUCUGAUGGAGGGAGAAGAAGGCACCUGUGGUUAGUUAGCAUUGCUAGCAUUCUGAGAAAGCAGGGGUGAGGAGUGGAUUUGUUUGUUCCUCUGGAGUGGACAAGACCUAAAAGACCGCUUGGUCGUUACUUGGUUGCUUUGAGAGAUGCUGAUGACUGUCAAGACCCACGAGCCCCAAGUCAAAGAAGGGAGGAUGGUCCAGGGUGCUAGGCAGUUUCUUCUUGGAAUAGGCAGAAGCCAGAAGCAUUCCCAGAAAGUUUUUGAAAGCAAAAUUGGAAAUUCUCAGAUUUAUUGCACAUGUAGUUCUUUACUUAAGUUUAAUUGCUAAAGUAGCCAUGAGUCUUUUAAAACAAUUUCAAAGGUCUUCUUUGGGGGUGGGGUGGGGGUGGCGAGGGGGACAAAGUAAAGUAACAGAAGCGGCCCUAACCACUGAGAACUACCGUUCUUUGGCCUGCAGUAUCACUUAGGGGAGGAGAGCACCUAAUUUGUCAGGGAAAACCUCCUGUUUUCUGGUGAACCCAGAUGAUAUGUGUUCAUAAAGAAUAGCCCCCAAGAAUGACGACGGCUUUCUCCUGAGUUCCUUCUGUCUUAGCAUUAGCUUGGGUUUUUAAACCUGGAAGAAACCAACGUAUCAGUUUAUUCUCAAACAACAUCUUUCCUCCUCUUCGUCCAUACUUUGUGAAGGAAGUGGGAAUUCACCCCUGGAGCCAAAGUAAGUGGCCUGGACAAUGGCCUGGCACAAAGCUAGUUGUCUGCAGGACGGCAUAGAAGCUACCUGGCCUUUGAUUACUUCUCCCAGCUGGCAGGUUUUUGUUCGUUUAUUGUAGAUGUACUUAUAGUUUGAUCUUUCUGUAAGGAUUUGUGUGGCAAGAUAUUUGAGUGCUUUUUACUGGACUGGUGAGAGGUUCGGGUUUGAGUCUCCGGCCAUAUUAUUGAAAAGUCGUGUGGCUUUGGAUAAGUCCCCGACACUGAGUUUCAGGAUCCCAAGUGUAACAGGAGAGAGCUGAAAUAAACGACCUUUAAUGUGGGAUCCAGGCUUGACCUUGAUUUGGAGGUUAGGCCAGGAUUAGCGAGAUGGGGAGUUUCCAGUCCUGGAAGAUGUCCUGCCCGGGCAGAUGAACUUUGUUCUUGGUAAGAGGUCUAGGGACCCCAGUGGCAGGGCUAAUCUUGCUCAGCAUUAGUACGAGAGCACGUUCCUUCCUUCUUUCUUUGGCCUAGUUUUAUGGAACUGGUUUACACUUAGAAGAUAACAGUAAGAAGAGUAUCCUUUUGGAUGGAGUCCAUCUUCCAUCUCCAGGCACUGUGAAUCCUUUCUACUAUUCAUACUCCUCACUGAUGGAGGAAGCAAUGGGAAGAAGCCAUUCCCAGUUCUAGAACUUCUGUUUUCCUCAGCCAAACCCCUGUCACAGUUUGAAUAAAUUAUGAAACCGUUGCUAAAAUCCUUGGCUUGAGUUAGGGCACUGGCAUCAAAGGAGUGAGGAGGGCCAGGGAACCUCAAGAGGAAUUUGCCACAAGUGGAUUUUCUACUUGUCCAUAGCCCCUCACCUAUGCUGGCACUGGCCUAUUAUUCUCAUAGACAGCAUCUGUAGGAUAUGAGGUGUUGGGGAAAUGACUGGCAAGGGGCAGAUUCUUUCUGGACUACUUGUGCUCCCAGAAGGGUCCUUUCUGUGGCAUAUCAUCCCACUUCCUUAGCUCUGCAGGGCAGCCAAAGCCAGCCCUGGUCAUUAGGACCAAGGAGAAAUAGCAAUCUUCUCUCUUCCCCCAGGUGGCAGGGCUGUGAUGGCCCUUCCUACACACCUGGACUCUGCCUCCCCACUUAGACUCUCCCUCCCCCCAACCCCAUCCCCAUCUCUAAGCUAUGGGGCAAUCGUUCCCCAUUUUUCCUUUGCCAUCCUUGACCCUCAUCCACACACCCCGCCCCCCAUCCUUCAGCAGGCUGGCCCCUCUCCCUUCCAUGUCCAAGUCUUCUUCCAGAAGAUGCAUUUGGAUCCCAGAGGAGUGUUUUCUGGAAGACAAUCUUUCAACACCCCUACAUUCCUGACAUAAAGCAGGAAUUUGCACAUGGCGUAGAGAGCUCCCUCUCCCACCUCUCUGCCCAGUCUUGUUACCUCACUCCUGCUCCAGCCAUUGUGAUGGGCUCAGCCAGCUCCCUGUUCUGAUGUGCCCUGCAAAAGCUCAGGGGUCUUGUGACUUGGAGAGGUCCUCAGCAGGCCUGGGAGCCCGGAUUGGAGCCUUGGCUGCCGAUGAGAAGCACUUACCUGCCAAGAUUUGCUGAUGCCAGACGAUCUCCCCAGCAUGUGAAUGCUUAACGGACAUUGCCAUCUCUACCCCCUUGGUCCUCCUUGCUUCUUUCCAUACAAUAAGACACCUCAGAAGCAAAAUGGCGGCCCUUGCUCCAGGCAGGACAUCAGGCUGUCUGGGGAGUUGGCCCUGGGCUUCUGUGUUGUGUGCAGAGACUGCACAGUAAAACAGUCACUUUUGCCAACAAGAAUGUGUGGCACCCCACAUCUCCCUACCUUGCACUCUAGGGCCAGACCACUCUCUGCAUGGACCAGACCAUUUUCCCAAACCCAUGGUGCUUCCCCCGACCCCACUCAACCUACAUUCUGAGGUGGGGAGGGAUGGAUCAGAGGCCAUAGUGGCCCCCUGGAUAAUCCUGACUUGGGGUGGAGUCGGGUGAGGCAGAGGGAGCAGCACCCAACACCUGCACUGGGCCACAAGUGGAAGAGAACACAGGUUGGUUGCAGUUGGGUUGCCUGACCGUCUGUAUUUGGAUCUAUAACUGUACUUUGCCUGGCGCUGUGCGCAAGGUCCAAAAACUUAUUGCUAGUACCUAGACACAUACAAGGCUGUCCAGCCAAAUCUUAAUGUAAAGUAGCUAGAGCCAUGGAAGUUCAGUAUGAAUUAAAGGAAAAAAAAGUAUUGAAUUACAAAUAAUAAA